Messenger RNA from Microthlaspi erraticum, 915 nucleotides. The record is from the annotation of a GenBank genome assembly. Lineage: Eukaryota; Viridiplantae; Streptophyta; Magnoliopsida; Brassicales; Brassicaceae.
AUGAAACGCAAGAAGGAACAUGAGAAGGACAAGUUCCCUCUUGAACAUGUUCCGGUGAAGUUUCUGAAGAAGCCACACCAAAAGAAAUUCCUCCGUAGGUUGGAACGCAAAGAGGAGAACAUGGAGCGACGAGAGGCCAAGUCCCUAUGCGUGUCAAAGAUGUGGUCUUCCAUCAUCCGAACCCAAGGCUUUAUCGAUUCUUACUACGCUAUGUCCUCUGCGACGCGACCUCGGUUUAUAGUCGCUUUAAGCAGCAGUUCAUACGUCAAGGAUCAUGCCAAGCGUCUGUUCAUCUUCUCGGGAGAGGAAUGCUCGUCUUCUUCUUCUUACGUUUCUGCCAAUCUCGACAUGACAAUACCUUCCUUGAGAUUGGCCCACGGCUACACGUGUCCUUCCGUCCAUGGCUUUGUCAGUUGUUGUCAUGGUUUACAGUUCACUAUAUGUAACCCUAGCACGAGGCAAGUCGUUACUUUACCUGCUUGUAAUGGAUACGACAUCACAUCCUUGGGAUACGACCCUGUUGAUCAUCAAUUCAAAGCAUUGAUCCCCGUGGCUUGUGAAUUAUGGUAUCCGCUUGCCAAGACUUUGGCAGAGAAUGCAGCCUGGAAAUUUGCCAAAGAAAAUGGACUCGACAUGGUCGUGAUGAAUCCAGGAUUUAUAAUCGGACCACUUUUGCAACCAACUCUUAAUUUCUCGGUAGAAAUUAUUGUGGAUAUCAUGAAUGGUAAGAACCCUUUCAAUAGUAGUCACUACAAGUUCGUGGACGUGAGAGAUGUUGCUUUGGCUCAUGUCAAAGCAUUGGAGACUCCGUCAGCCAAUGGCAGAUAUAUUAUGGAUGGUCCAAGUAUGAAGACACACGACAUUAAAGAGAUUUUGCUUGAAUCAUUUCCAGAUUUGUGUCUUGCUAACACGUGA